AUGCCGACACCGGCACAACUCGCUGAUAUAGGGCGUGAACUCCAGUUUUAUCCAAGCCUCACUGAGCGUCCGACGGUGCUAACCACGGAGCAGGUGACUAAUUUCAAUCGCGUCGGUUAUAUCAAAGGGAUUCCAAUCUUUGAUGAAACAGAGAUUGGCGAACACCGCCAGUACUUCGAUGCCCUAUUAGCGAAUGUCAUCGCUGCAGGUGGCAGUAGUUACUCAAUUAUCUCCGCGCACAUGAAAUACGGCAAGGUUUAUGACCUUCUCACGCAUCCAAAAAUUGUAGCCUGUGUAAAAGAUAUAAUCGGCGAGGACGUUAUCGGUUGGGGCGCGCACUACUUCUGCAAGAUGCCGCACGAUCCGAAAAACGUCGGAUGGCAUCAAGAUGCCGGUUACUGGCCCCUCACACCCUCCAAAACCGUUACCGUCUGGCUCGCGAUUGACGAUGCCACCGUUGAAAACGGCGCGAUGCGGUUUAUUGCAGGAUCGCAUCACUUAGGACACUUGACACCUCGGCACAGCGAACCCGACGAAAAUAGCGUAUUGGGUCAAGUCGUUGAAAACGCCGAACAACUCGGAGAAUCCGUGGAUGUUGAACUCAAAGCAGGCGAAAUCUCUAUCCACACCGACCUACUUUUACACGGGUCAAACGCCAAUCCUUCACCGAAGCGGCGGUGCGGUCUCACAUUACGCUACUGCACCUCUGAUGUUCAAGCAUCCUUCCGCUGGGAUCAAGAAGGGGUCGUCGUGAGUGGAAAAGAUAAGAGUGGUCACUGGGGCAAUCCGCCACGUCCUGCUGUCGAUUAA
Geodia barretti is the source of this 810-nucleotide messenger RNA. NCBI's taxonomy places the organism in Eukaryota, Metazoa, Porifera, Demospongiae, Tetractinellida, Geodiidae. The record is from the annotation of a GenBank genome assembly.